Molecule: messenger RNA, 450 nt
Organism: Didymodactylos carnosus
Lineage: Eukaryota; Metazoa; Rotifera; Eurotatoria; Philodinida; Philodinidae
Source: the annotation of a GenBank genome assembly
AUGAAUAACACAGAAACCAUUAAAGAUAAUAAUAAUUUUAUUCACCAUAUUAAAAUUUAUAAUUCUAUUACUCCACAAGUCAAAAGAAGGCUAGCAUUAAUCCCAUCUGCAAAUAAUCCAAAUCGACGCAAACAAAUGAGUACAGAUAAUUCAAUUCAUAUUGAAACAGAACAGUCGCCAGGAAAAGAAGAACAUUCGCUGUCUCUUUUAACUUCUGCGCAGUUGGGAACGACGAGUGCAACUAAGGAAAGGGAGCCAAGCGAAGGAACAAAAUUAUCAUCUCUAACGGCAUCGAAACCUCCGACUUCUAUACAGCCUUCAUCGGCGCUUGUAACUAAGGAACAAGGUGGAGAUAAUAGGAUGGGAGAAGAUGAAACAUUAGAUUUUGAUAAUUUUAUUGAAGAAAAAUUUACGUUAUUUGAUGGAACACAAGAUGUAAAACAACGGUAG